Truncatella angustata is the source of this 1872-nucleotide messenger RNA. RefSeq lists its product as uncharacterized. The coding region runs from base 94 to 1728 and encodes 544 amino acids. Lineage: Eukaryota; Fungi; Ascomycota; Sordariomycetes; Amphisphaeriales; Sporocadaceae. The transcript has 2 exons. The record is from RefSeq and is a predicted model, not a curated record.
CAACGCUGAAAUUUCCGUGUUCGGCUGUCCAACUUGGAGGGGAGAAAGAAAUACGCAAGCGUACGCUAUAAUAGGUCCCGGCCAACCACGCUCAUGCCCUUCAAGGACGACACUAGCCUAGUCGCCCUACGGUACGAUCAGACUGCUCAGGCGGAGCCGCCUAUACCAAUCCCACCAGCAAAAUCGCCCUUGCGUUACCAACGUGGUGUAGCAAAGCGGCCAGCUUCCUGCAUCUCAGCACCGGGUCCAGAAUUCAUUCGGAGUCAAGCAUCGACUCUGGUGGUCAUUGCUCCUCCUUUCCCUCCCCCGACGGGGCCUUUACCUCGUCCGCCAACUGCAGAACAUCCUGCGUUCAGAAGCGUCCCGGUGGCAGGUGUGGGUGCAGUCGCGGGUGCAGUAGCGGUGCCCCGGACAGAUAUCGACGACCCGAAACGGGAUUCAGGCCACGCACCCACCACCUCGUCCAACUCGCAGACGUUCUACGAGGAGACCAGCGAGGACGAGGAUCCCUUUCCUUACGAGAAAAUCGAUAGCGUCCAGAUUAGUCGAACAAGCAAAUUCGUUGCAUCGCUUCUUGUUCCACCGCUGCGGGUUCGGUCGUCAUCGCCAACGUCACUAUAUUCAGAUAAUGGAAGAUUGGGGCCGGGGGCCGAGUACAGGCACAGCUUAGGCGGAACCAACAGCGACAGCAACAGCCAAUCCAGCAUUCCUCUGGCUCUGCCCUCGCCAGGAUUAUCCGAGGCCAAUACCGUGUCGCCAACAUCCCCUACCACCCCGCCUCCCAAUUUCCCUGACAAAACAACAGCUUCGUCCAUCUUCUCCCGCCGCUCAUUCAGCUUUCGCACAUCUAUAUCCUCAAUGAAGUCGACGAGGCGUCUCAGGAAGAAGCACCCGUCACAUGCCAAUCCCACUCCCACUGCCGCUCCCCAUCCUCAGCCCCGGCCCCAUGCUGUAGUAGUGGAGGAUGACGGUGGAGAGGCCCCUCGGGACCCUCCAGCCCCUGCGCUGGCUGCCCCGUCCCCCAAGGAAGAAGCCAAGACAGCGACUAGUUCAUCCCUGGUCAACGCCGCCCCGCCGCUAGAUAGCGACGGACAAAGUCAGGGUUUCAACGGUAGUGGCAGUGACGGGGCACGUCCAUCACAUUCGCCAAAGCUGUCGACGGGUGCUGCUCAUGCACCAGAUGGCGAUGAUUUCGCCGACUUCGUCCAACAAAUCUCCUUUUCCAAGCGCGGCAGUAUCAUGCUCGGUGGGAAGCGUCCAUCAAAACACCACGCGACUAUGAGCGGCGACAGUGGAAUCGCUCAGCAUGCAGGUGCACCGGCGACCCCCGUCAAGGGGCAGCGUGCACCGCGUGCGUUCCCCCUUGCAUCCUCGCCUCCAUCGAAUCCCCUCAAUGUCGACGGCGCUUCACCCUCCAUCCUGGCUGAAAAUGAGGAGGCGAUCACUUCUCAGAGACCCAUGACACCACCGCCUCUGCUGAAUGCUGAUGCUCCAGCAACGCCCAAGUCAUCCCAACGCCAGCCCAGUAUCCGACUUAUAUCUGCAGAAGUGGAAAGGGAAUCUCAAAAGGUGAGAUCGCUCUAUGAACCCGGCGAAGGACUCAGAUGGGAAGACGGGGGCCGGGUCUCAUCGUUUGGUGAAUGUCUCGAGCCCACAGUGGAAGUACCGUCAGAUGUGGAUGAGAACGCGUAUGGUUUCCUUGACUAUCCGGUACCAUUUUUUGCUUGACCGAUCUUGAUCAUGCUAACGUUCUCCUCUGCUGUAGUCCAAAGCCAAGCCAAAGUCUCCGCCCAAAUACAAGUCAGGCCGACCGACCUUCAACCCCUACGCCAGCACCUGGGAUCCCAGAGUCCACGGCGUCUUCUGUGUUGC